AACUAGUUGAACUGGCUCUCUCUGUCUUGUUUUUUUGGCAAACUAAGAAUUUCCUUCCUGAUAAAAACAGAUGGCGGGCGCCCCGAUUGGGCGCAGCGUUGGAGAGGAUGUGACAUCAGGCACAUCUCUCGCUUCGCUGGAUAUCUGGCUGCCUCCCAGGGCAGCCAGGGAGCUGUUUCGUUAAAUCCCAGCCCAGGUACUCGAGUUUCUGCACAAAGUGCUGCCAGCACCACGUCCCAGUCUGCUGCAAGGUCUGUUCGACUCGUGUGCACAGAGCCUGCUUAAUAAAUUACUCCCAACGCCGGGGGCUCGCUGGGGACGAUGGAAUUUGAACUCUCGAGACUGACCGCGAAGUGAAAAAACAGAAAUUGGACAGAAGGGGCCGAGAUGGAUGAUGAGGGAACAAAUCAAAACGCCAGCAAAUCGCAAGGAGCCAGAGGCCAGGCAUCUGCAACGUCUCUAUCAAACCCGCUGAUGAGGGACUUUGUUUCAGACUGGUCUCCUUUACAUGAUGCCUCUAUCCAUGGGCGCCUGCUUACUCUGAAGAAACUCAUCAAACAGGGGAGUGAUGUGAAUCUUGUUACAGCAGACCAGGUGUCUCCUCUCCAUGAAGCCUGCCUAGGGGGUCAUGCUGCUUGUGCCAGUGUCCUAUUAAAACAUGGUGCUCAGGUGAAUGUAGUUACUGUCGACUGGCACACUCCGUUGUUCAGUGCUUGUGUCAGUGGCAGUGUGGCUUGCUUGAAUUUAUUGCUGCAACACGGAGCCAGCCUACACCCGCCCUGUGACUUGGCAUCCCCCAUCCAUGAAGCUGCUAAGAGAGGUCAUGUGCAAUGUGUCGAAUUCCUUGCAUCCCAUGGGGUAAAUAUAGAUCACAACAUCAAGCAUCUGGGUACUCCACUUUAUGUAGCUUGUGAGAACCAGCAAGUGAACUGUGCCAAGAAGCUGCUUGAGUCAGGAGCAAAUGUGAACAGCGGCAAGGGCCCGGACUCCCCUCUGCACGCAGCUGCUAGGAAUUGCAGUGCAGAGCUGGUGACGUUGCUGAUUGAUUUUGGAGCGGACAUUUGGGUGAAGAACUCCGAAAACAAGAGGCCGAUGGAGCUGGUUCCACCCAGCAGCCCUGUGGGCCAACUCUUCCUGCAGAAAGAAGGGCCGCUGUCCUUGAUGCAGUUGUGCCGCCUGUGCAUCAGGAGGUGCUUUGGACACAAGCAGCAUCAAAAAAUAACUGGACUUCUGCUCCCAGAUGAGCUGAAACGUUUCCUUCUCCACGUUUAAGCCUUUCAUGU
Molecule: messenger RNA, 1283 nt
Organism: Pygoscelis adeliae (Adelie penguin)
Lineage: Eukaryota; Metazoa; Chordata; Aves; Sphenisciformes; Spheniscidae
Gene: ASB9
Product: ankyrin repeat and SOCS box containing 9
Exons: 7
Coding region: 388-1272 (294 amino acids)
Biological process (GO): positive regulation of protein catabolic process; intracellular signal transduction; protein ubiquitination
Molecular function (GO): protein binding
Source: RefSeq, a predicted model, not a curated record